Messenger RNA from Racocetra persica, 2075 nucleotides. The record is from the annotation of a GenBank genome assembly. NCBI's taxonomy places the organism in Eukaryota, Fungi, Glomeromycota, Glomeromycetes, Diversisporales, Gigasporaceae.
AUGGCUAAUAACGAUAUGAAAAGAACGGAUUUAAGUAGAUGGCGACUAAAAGUUGAUCGAGGAAGACAGACAUGGCAUUAUUUAGAUGAAGAUGAGAUUAAAAAUUGUCCUCAAUCUUUCAUUGAAAAGUAUUGGAUUGGAUUGCCUUUUGAUUCGAAAACAUUUCAAAAGCCAAAAACAGCUUUCGAAGCAGCUCAAAAUGGGUUCGAAUUUUUCAAACAAUUACAAACUUCCGAUGGUCAUUGGGCAUGUGAAUAUAGCGGACUGACGUUUUUGGCACCAAUACUUAUUAUUACUAUGUAUAUUACGCAAAUUCCUAUCCCCGAAGCUUGGAGAAUAGAAAUUAUUAGAUAUUUGACAAAUAAAGCAAAUCCUAUUGAUGGAGGAUGGGGGUUGCAUAUCGAACAUCACUCAACAGUAUUUGGGACUACUUUGAGUUAUAUUGCGCUUCGUAUCUUGGGUCUUGAUCCAGAUCAUCCAGUGAUGGUAAAGAGUAGAGCAACUUUGCACAAACUUGGAGGCGCAAUUGGAAUUCCUUCAUGGGGAAAAUUUUGGUUGGCAAGUUUAAAUGUAUAUGACUGGACAGGGCUUAAUCCAAUUCCACCAGAACUAUGGCUUCUUCCAGAUUAUUUACCAAUUCAUCCGAGUCGUUAUUAUGUUCAUAAUCGUGCAGUAUUCCUUCCAAUGGGGUACUGUUAUGGGCGUAGAUUAAGUGCCAAAAUUACUCCACUAAUUGAGGAACUUAGGCAGGAACUAUAUGUUCAGCCAUUUGAGACAAUUAAUUGGUCUAAAGCUCGAAAUAAUAUUGCUAUGGUUGACCUUUACGUUCCGCAUACUAAAUUAUUAAAGUUAUGCAAUUAUAUGUUAAAUCUUUAUGAAAAACUUCCUGAUUUUCUUCAACUUCGAGAUAUUGCUGCUCAAAAGUGUUACGAAUUAAUUACACUUGAAAAUGAAAAUACUAAUUAUAUUAAUAUUGGUCCCGUCGCCAAAGCCUUGUAUGUUCUUUGUACAUACUACUUGGAAGGGCCUGAUUCUGAAGCAUUCAAACUGCACAAAGAAAGAAUAAUUGAUUAUAUGUGGUUAGGUUCGGAAGGAAUUAUGAUGGGUGUUACAAAUGGCUCUCAAACUUGGGAUACUGGAAUUGCAGUUCUUGCUGCAAUUGAAACAGGACUUGCAGAUGAUCCAUUAAAUCAUCAGUCAAUGAUACAUGCACUUGAGUUUUUAGAUGAUACACAAAUUAAAAAAAAUCCUAAAGAUUCUAAAAAAAUUAGUGAAAAUGGAUAUCAUGUUUCUGAUUGUUGUGGUUUAGGUCUCGAAGCUGUACUUAAUCUUCAAAACAAACUUAAUUACACACCAAAGUUAGUACCUAAAGAACGACUUUGUCAGACCAUUGACAUAUUAUUAACCAUGCAAAAUUCUGAUGGUGGGUUUUCGAGUUAUGAGCGUAUUAGAGGUCCAAAAAUUAUGGAAUGGUUAAAUCCUGCAGAAAUUUUUAGCGAUGUAAUGAUUGAGCAUAAUUACCCGGAAUGUACAUCUAGUGUUCUAAAUGGUUUACAUACUUUCCGAAAAUGGUAUCCGGAUUAUAGGGCUACUGAGAUAGAACAAGUUACCAAAAGAGCAAUUCAAUACCUAUAUAAUUCUCAAGAUGAAAAUGGUGGUUGGUAUGGAUCUUGGGCUAUUUGUUUCACGUAUGCUACUAUGUUUGUUAUGCAAUGUCUGAAAAAUUAUGGAGAAACAUACGAAAAUAGCCACGUAGUUAAAAAAGGAUGUGACUUUUUAAUUUCCAAACAAAAAGAAGAUGGUGGUUGGGGUGAAUCUUAUAAAUCAUGUGAUGCAGAAACUUAUGUACAACAUGAAAACUCACAAGUCGUAAACACAGCUUUUGCAUUGCUUGCUUUAAUGGCAAGCAAAUACCCAAAUGAGGAGCCUAUUCGACGCGGUAUACAGCUUAUUGUAUCACGACAAUUGCCAACUGGAGAAUGGAAACCAGAAUCUAUAGAAGGAGUAUUUAGUAAAAAUGCUGCAAUUUGUUAUCCAAGUUAUAAAUUUAGUUUUACCAUUUGGGCAUUAGGCAU